Messenger RNA from Schistosoma haematobium, 3036 nucleotides. RefSeq lists its product as uncharacterized. The transcript has 3 exons. The record is from RefSeq and is a predicted model, not a curated record. NCBI's taxonomy places the organism in Eukaryota, Metazoa, Platyhelminthes, Trematoda, Strigeidida, Schistosomatidae. Gene Ontology annotation, cellular component: nucleus. Bases 279 to 2471 code for a protein of 730 amino acids. Gene Ontology annotation, biological process: animal organ development; regulation of transcription by RNA polymerase II. Gene Ontology annotation, molecular function: RNA polymerase II cis-regulatory region sequence-specific DNA binding; DNA-binding transcription factor activity, RNA polymerase II-specific.
UCACAGUUUGUUGUGAAGAGACUAUAUAAUCAAAAACGGGGGUGGGGGGUGGGGUGGAGGGACUCAAUGAAACUUGUGGAUAACAUAUGUGUCUAAACAAAGAUUGCAUUUUUUCAAAAAAAGAGAUAAGAAUAACAUAACUGUACAGUUUUUUCUUUAACACUUCAGAGAUAUGUCGGUAAAAAGCUACAUAAUGUAAUAUUAUUUAAUAGAUAUAUAUAGAUAUAUGUAAUACAGUUUAUUGCCCUUAAAUUGAUAUUAUGUAAUUGUUGCUAAGCAUGUUUCCUAAUCUUAAUCAAUCACAAAUAGACGAGCUUGAUCAUAAUAAUUCCAAUGAUAUUCAUUUAUUGAAUUCAUCAUCUUCUGUGACAUUAUCAUCUUCAAUGUCAUUCACUUCAUCAAAAUCGACACCAACGUCGUCGUCGUCAUCAUCAUCUCCUUCGUCUAUCACUUCACCAACAUGUUUAACUGUAUCAUCAAUUCAUGAAAUCUAUCAAUGUCGUUCAUUUAUGAUACAUGAUAUUUUAGAUAAAUCUAAACAGACUACUUAUAAUACUACUAUGAAUAAUAAAGAUAAACUAUACAAAUCAUAUAAUGAACAAAUUAAAACAUUUCCAAUGAUCAAAUCAGUUAUAAAUGAUUAUGAACGAAAUGAUAAAUAUCAUAUGAAACGAAAAUAUACUAAUCAUAAUCAUGAGAAUGAUCAUGAUAAACGUGUAGUUACCACAGCAACAACAACAACAACCACCACCACCACAACAACACCGUCCUUAAUGACAAUAAAGGAAGAUUGUAAUUCAUAUAUGAAUGUAGAUCAUAAAAAUUUGUCAAUAAAUCUUACAAAAUAUCAAUCAUAUGAACAAUAUAAACAAUCUAUGAAUGAUACAACACAAUUGAUAGAAGGGAAUUUAAAACAACUUUAUACUGCAACAGGUUUCAAUGAAAUUACAACGAAUUCAGAUAAUACUCAAUUCAUUCUAUCAACAAUAAAUAGUCCAAAUAGUUUAAAUACAAAUGAUGAAAAUCAUAAAGAUAAUGAAUUACAAGAAGAUAAUAGUGAUGAUGAUAAUGAUGAUGAUGAAUAUUCUGAAAUGAAUUCAAAUGGAUCUUUAUAUUCAACGCAUUCAAUAGAUCCAUAUCAUAAAUUAACAUUCAUCAAGAAAAAAUCAAAAUUUGAACAUUCCAAUGAAUUACAUCGAUCAUAUCAUCCCCAUUAUCAUGAUCAUGAUCAUGAUCAUGAUCGUCAUCAUCAUCAUCAUAAAGAAUAUGAUCUUAAUGAUGAAAUGAAUAAAUCAAAGAAACCUCGGAAAUCUAGAACAGCAUUUACUGAUUUACAAUUAAAUGAAUUAGAGAAAAUGUUUGAUCAUCAAAAAUAUUUAAGUGUACAAGAUCGUAUUGAAUUAGCUGAACGAUUACAUUUAACGGAUACACAAGUUAAAACAUGGUAUCAAAAUCGUAGAACAAAAUGGAAACGUCAAACUGCUGUCGGUUUUGAAUUACUCGCUGAAGCUGGUAAUUUUGUAGCAGUUCAACGUAUUUUACAAACGAAUCCAUAUUGGGCAUAUCAUCCAGCAGCACAAACUAUUCUAGCUAAUAUGGAAGCAAUAAUGAAGAAGAAAACUGAUUGCAAUAUUACUGAUGAAUUAAAACAAACCAAUCAUAAUGAUAGUAAAAUGAAUUAUUUUAAACAAAUGAAUCAUAAUCAACAUAUUAUUACCAAUACUACUAAUACUAAUAUUAGUAGUAGUCCUACUACCACUACUACUAACACUACUACUAUUACUACUAAUACUACUUAUAAUCAUCAUUCAAGAUCAAAUGAUCAAGAUUCACUUUCUUUUAAAUCGAUUGAAUUCAAUCAUCAAAUACCAUCUUCAUCCUCAUCCUCAUUAUUAUUCCAAUCAAAUGAUCUUAAUCAUCAAUUAGAAAAUUGUUCAAAACUAAAUUCAUCAAUGAAAUUACCAAUCACUAUAGGAACUUCUACUUUCCCAUUAAGAACUACUACAAUAGAUCAUCAAUUGAAUACUACUACAACGACUGCUGCGACGACGACGACUACGACGACGACGACUACAAAUGCAGUAGAUAGUACAUCAUUAGUGGAACUACCAGAUUGGUGGCCUUUUAAAUCAACCAUAAAAGAUUUAAUACAAUAUCAAAAUACAUUAUCUUCUUCUUCUUCUUCUUCAACUAUUACCACUCCUACUACUACUCCCACUACUACUCCGACUACUCCUGCUAUCUCAACAUUAUCCUAUUGUCCUAUAGUGAAUUCAUCUCUCAUAGAUACAACUAAAUUAUUACAAUUGGAUUUACCAAUGAAUUCAACAAUAUCAUCAUUCAAUAUACAACCUUAUACAUCAAUGAAUCUAUGGUCAACAUUCAAUACAAAUGAUCUAUUAUCUAUUACACAAAAUAUACCAUUAUUUAAUAAUUUAUUACGUCAUCAUUGUAUCAUAACAAAAGAUUAAUAAUAGUACGUAAUGAUGAUACAUUGAUUCUUUCCUUGAUAGAAUAUUGAUUUGUUGGGUUUUGUUUUUGGAUGAAGGUUUGUUCUUUGAAUACAAACAUUCAGGUCGGAAUCUUGAUCAUUAUACUAAUGAUAAUGCUGUUUAGUAGAACAAUGAACGGUUCAUUGAUACAAACCAUUUAGCUCAGAGGACAACAACAGAAAAGAAAGAACUCUGUCAAAAUUAUCCAUUUGAGCUAUAAAUGUUCUUCAUCAUCUUAGAAUUAUUCUUUAAAUGAGUGAACGAUGUUGAUAGGAGUGAGAACUUUCCGCCCUCCUCCCACCCCCAAAACACACACAUCAUAAUCCAAUUGUAUGUGCAAAUCUAUAAGAGUGAAGUGUAAAUUAACUUUUCCACUUUUAUUAUUAUCCUUAUUAUUAAUCAAUAAUAUUGUUGCCAUGACUUGUCUUGAUCUCGGUUUAAUUUACUUUAGUUACUAGGUUCAAUUCAUUAUUUGUUCCUUUAAUUUGUACAAAAAAAUUACUUUUAUUGCUUUUUUUUCUUUAUUUUUCUUUCUUUUUAUUUU